GUUCAUGUCAUCGUGCACGUCAUUGCGCUUGGCCGGCUAGCAGAUUGAGCGGAGCGGUGGUUAGGUGGGUUACACAGGGGCUAGGGGAGCCUGCGCUUCGCUUGGUGGUGAUACGGCGCGGAGGUGGAAGACGUAGCGGGCGCAACAGAAGCGGGCCUGCGGAGGACGAAAGGAACUGCCCGCGGCUCUAAUCCCAAAGAGACGAGCAACGCUUGCAUCGAUGCCUAAUGCGUCCGUUUGAGGGGCAGCAGAUGUCACGAAGCAGAUGCUACGAAGUUCUUAGCUCUAGCAAAUCGAAGUAAAUAUACUCCCGAGCGGGAACGACAACUAGUUGGAGCGCGCCAGCGCGGACGCGAUUUGUCGUGAAAGCGUGCCUGCCUGGCGCUGGGCCAGAAUCCGACCAUCGAAGCAGAAGGCUGCGGCAGGACUCCCACUGUCACAGUAUUCAAGAGAAGCAUGCACAAGCACGCUGCAAGAUCCUUUGCCUGCUGAAUCAGACUUGGUUAUAGCCCAGCCCUCAGAAUCGUUCUUGAAGAACGCAACUUCGUACAUAUGGCGAGCGCACAGCGCCCGCGUACACGCUCUCUAUGUCCUCCUAGUGAAGGCACGCCUACUGGCGGCCAGCCAAACGACGCGGACGUCGAGGAAUGCUGGAUUUGCUUGAGCUCAGAGGGCGCGCUGGUAAAGCCCUGUGCUUGCCCAAGAUUCUGUCACAGAGAAUGCCUCGCCCAGUGGCAGCUGGUGCAAUAUGGGCGAAGGGAGGAGAACUACUGUCGCUUCUGCAGCAACCGGCUUCCGGCGCUUUGGAAGCCAGACCCUGAGCAAAGCUCGCCGCAGGAGGAGCUGAAGGUCGCGCCAGUCAUGGCCGUCCGGUACAACGGACCGGAGGGUGUGCGUGAGUUCAAGCUGCGGGUGAAGCCAGGGCCCGAGGGCCUGGCGAUGUUCAAGGCGCACCUGCGCGAUGUGCUGGGCUUCGACGUGGGGCCCGAGUUUGACGUCACCUUCGAGUGCCUCAUGCCCGCCACUGGCUCGCUGGUGACACUUUCCGGCCUCAACGCCUACGGCGCCGCCACGCACUGCGCCGCGCUCCUCGCUGCCGGCAAGUCCAGCCCCUCCACCCCCACCGCGGCAGCAGCAGCAGCAGCGGCCGCGGCCGCGGGCGCCUCCGGCCCCUCCUCCGCCGAUGCGACAACAGCGCCCGCGCCUCUCCCCGCGCCCGCGCCCCGCGCCACCUCUCCCGCCGCGCCCUUGUCGCCCGUGGCGAUGCCGUCUACGCCGCAGCAGCCCGCGCCCGAGCCGGCGCGGCGCCUGGCCGCGCCGCUCAGCAGCCGGCGCAUGUGCCACUCCGGGUACGUGCCUACCACGCCCGUGGCAGCCGCCCAGCCGCUGCGGCCCGCCCUGCCCACUCCGGCGCACCAGCCCACGGCCGCAGCCGGCUUCUCCAGCGGCACCACUCGGCCCGCCACCACUUCGUCAGCGGCUGCAGGCGGCCCCACCGCCGCCUCUGCCUACCCGCUCGCGCGCCAGGCGCAGCCGCACACACGACUGCUGACGGCGCCGCAGCCGUGCCCGGCCGCGGCCGCAGACCGGCCUCGCCUGGGCCGCGUCGCGUCCGACUGCGCGCUCACCAGCUCGCGCGGCACCAGCAGCAGCGGCAGCGGUACGCUUGACACCACGCCCGCGUGCGGCCGCGUCACGGCGACGGCGCACUCGCGGCGCGGCGCCUGGGACGUCUCGCAGCGGUCGCUGCACGCCUCCGGCGGCAGCGGCGCGGACGACGAGGAGGAGGAUGAGAUCCUGAGUGAGCUGCAGGCGCGCCGGUUGGGCGGGCUGGGCCGCUCCCCUGGCACCUCGUGCCUCUCGCCCGCGUCCGCCCUUCCGGUCAGCGCCGUCGAUGCGCUGGAGGCCUCAGUCGCGACGGCGGCUGUGAAGGCUGUGGCGGCGGCGUCACUAGCGCCCCUACACUGCGGCACCGCCACUCCUUGGCGGCGUGCCAGCAUCGAUGUGGCGUCCGGGCCCGGCUCGCCGAGCAACUCGCCGCACGCGUCGCUGCAGGCGCCGCAGCUGGUGCGUGCGGUGGGCUACACGGCGGCUGCGCCGGUGUGCACCGCGCCCCUCGGCUGUGGCAACACUGCGAUGUCUCCCUUCGCCAACGCGGCUGGACUGCCCUUCCGCGCCCACCCCGCCUCUGGAACCGGCAGCCCAGCGAAGUGCAUGCUGCCGGCGUCGCCCAUUGCCGUGAGCCGCGCGGCCUCGUCCGUGCGUCGCUCCUCGAUCGAAAGCAGCCUUGCCGGCGGCGCCGCCACCUUCAGCUCAGGCUCCCUGCCGGCGGCGCCGUGCAGUGGUGUCAGCGUCAUGAGUGGGCAGGAGCGGCCGCCGCUGGCGUCAGCCCGCAGCGGCCGCGUCAGCGGCAAUGCUGGCACCGAGGCGGGCUCGGCGGUGUCCCCGGUGCGCCCGGCCGCGGCUGCGGCGGUGCCGCAGGUCCCUGUGGGCGGUGUGCGGGGCAACGCCGGUCCGAGGGCUACGGGCGCCGCGUCGCCUGCGCGCGUGCGGCUGCCGGAUGUCAUCAAGAUCACGGCACGGCGCACUGUGGACUGCCUGCUGCGCGUGCUGCGUCACGGCGGGGCGCAGGCGCAGCAGCAGCAUUAGAGCCAGCAGCUGCGGUUGCACGCCGCAGCCCGUGUGCGGGAGUGCACGCAUGCGGUUCGUGCGUUCGUGCAUUCGUCAUCCUUGUCAAGGGGGUAAGGCCGGCGCCCACUGUUUUUGAUGGCGCGGCGGGGGCGGGGGAUGUGUCAUUUAUCAUUUGCACUGCUUAAGGGUCGGAAGCAACGCCACGGAACCUCGGAGCAGCGAUGGAGAUGUUCUAAGCAUCCAUGAUUGGAUACGGUCGGCAUAAAGUUUUGAACGCCUGCGGGCUGAUGCUUGACCGGCCUGAUAGUGUUGCGGGAUUUAUGUGUUACGGAAAGAUAGCAAGGCCCGGAGUUGGCAAGAGGGCCGUUUUUGUUACGUAGCCCGCGGUUAGCAAGCGCAGUAGUCGGAGUCAAUGCAAGAAGCCACGACUGGCUUUAUGAGCGUGACGGCAGACCUGCGAAGAUUGUACACUGUACUGCCUGGGUUAUGGGUGCCGGUUGUGUGAUGGGCGCAAGGACAAGGGGGGCUGGUCAUUACGUGGGAGCGAGUGCGCAGCUGCCUGGUGCAGAGCGAAAUUGUAUGGAAGUUUUUAUCUUGAUUUUACGUUGUGAUUACGCGUGCCGUGUUGGGUCCGUUGCACGUAUCUCUGCCUUUUGAUCAAUUGGCACAGUAAGCAUAUUAUUACUUACGCCGCAUCACGGAUGGUGCGUGCUUGUCACGCACCAUGCGAUGCGUGAUGGUUUCCUGUUGGUGGGACCGGAUAAAGACUUCUUUGGAUGGCGCACGCGCAACACUACGUGGUGUCAUGAAUUUGAGGCGGUGCAGUGUAACCCCUUGGUGCUAGGCUCAGUUGGUGGUAAGCUGUGUGCGGGCCCCAGGCACUUUCUCCGCCCGGCAGCAACGCUUUGCAGGUGGGCCCCAGCGCAUGUCAUGCACUUUGCAUGUGCACAGACCGGGCUUCAUCGUGACACAUUGCACUGCAUUUUGUUGACCGCAGCAACGUCUCAGUUACAUAAGUGAGGGCAACGCAAUAGACUUUUGAGCGUUGCCAAAGAGUGCGAAUGGGCGCAUGAAACUGCAGCAGGGAAGAAUUGAAGGAUAGCUUGAUGCGCGAAGAGCUAAUCUGUUAAUGGUGGUGUGCGACUGGGCCACUGUCCACCUGGCGGCGCUGUUGGGCCAGGCAGGGCUGGGGCGUACCGUGAACACUUCGAGUGAGUGACUUGGCCAUGACCGUUGAGCAGCCACGCGUGACGCUUGGAUGUGGACAGAGUGUACACCGUUAGGUGAUGGUGCUGCCUGAUUAUUUUGCUGGGUUCAUACACAUGCACAUAGGCAUUGGAGUGUGGAGCGAGCAUAAAAGCUGUUGGAGCGAGCAUUGCAAAAUUGGCCCUCGGUGAGGGUGCUGCACGGGACUGCUGUAAACUCAUGCUCCCUGUCUGCGGCCCCUGCAUCGGCAUGUUCGGUUCUGGAAGUUCCGUGCGGUGGAUUCCGGCAGCUUGACCACACAGCGCCAGUUCACGUGCGCACGGGCAAUGAAGGGCAACAAAGCACCGGCUUUGGCGGCGGGAGCCAUUAAUUGGUCGCAGCGUGCUAGCACGCUCGAGUUGUCCCAGGUUGUCCCUUCUUGUAAAACCACAAUCAC
Messenger RNA from Chlamydomonas reinhardtii, 4273 nucleotides. RefSeq lists its product as uncharacterized. Lineage: Eukaryota; Viridiplantae; Chlorophyta; Chlorophyceae; Chlamydomonadales; Chlamydomonadaceae. The record is from RefSeq and is a predicted model, not a curated record. The transcript has 4 exons. Gene Ontology annotation, molecular function: zinc ion binding. The coding region runs from base 553 to 2649 and encodes 698 amino acids.